Molecule: messenger RNA, 393 nt
Organism: Plasmodium gonderi
Lineage: Eukaryota; Apicomplexa; Aconoidasida; Haemosporida; Plasmodiidae
Exons: 3
Coding region: 1-393 (130 amino acids)
Source: RefSeq, a predicted model, not a curated record
AUGGCGCUAAAAAGUACUAAAAAAAGAACAAUAGCAAAGAAGGCUCCCCAAAAGAAUGCCACAACCAAAACAAAAAGCAAAGAACAAAACUUCGUAUACCCAAAGGAAGAAGAUCUUUUGAAUUAUAACCCGUUUAUGACAAAAGAGGAAAUAAAGCCAUUUGAAUUAAACAUAGAAAAUGAAGAAAUAAGUGAUGAGGAAGAGAUAGAAAAAGAUUCGUUUAAGGAGCUUUUAAAAAGAAGAAUAAAAAAAAUGAACCAGAAAGUGAGGAAACAUCAUAAGAGGGACUCUAACCUUAGAAAAAGACACGAAGUGGGCAUCGAAAUUUCGGGGAAAAGUUGGUUUGAAAAUAAACUACUAAAUGACGUUCCUCGAAAGCUAACAAUAUGUUAA